UCAACGAGUUCCUUUCCUUCAGCAUGGAAACGUGCAAAUGUUAUUCCUUUACCAAAAACCUCCAAUCCUUCUUCCUUGUCUCAAUACAGACCUAUCUCCAUACUACCCUAUCUCUCCAAAGUCCUAGAACACAUCGUCCACAAGCAGCUCUCCUUCUUCCUAUCCAGUAACAAAUUGCUCUCUCCCUUCCAAUCCGGAUUUCGCCCUGGCCAUAGCACUGUCACUGCUCUGCUAAAAGUCACAGACGAUCUGCGGCUAGCUAUGGAGGAAAAAUGUGUUUCCAUUCUGGUCCUUCUUGACUUUAGUAGUGCUUUUAACUCAGUUGAUUUUGAUAUCUUCCUUUCCAUCCUUCGUUCCCUAAACGUUUCCUCCGCAGCGGUAGAAUGGUUCGAUUCAUAUCUUCGGGGACGUUCGCAGCGGGUUCGCUCUGAUGAGGUUACCUCAGACUGGUGUGAUCUCGAUGCGGGGGUCCCACAAGGUGGCGUUCUCUCUCCUCUUUUAUUCUCAAUUUUUAUUAACACAAUCAUGUUUAAUGGUACUCCGAUUGAUUAUACGAACACAGUGACAAACCUUGGUAUAAUUAUAGAUAAUAAUUUAUCUUGGAACGCUCAGGUCAAUGAUGUCAGCAAAAAGGUGUAUCAUUCACUGCACAAGCUUAAGACCCUCCAAAAUUUCUUGCCCUUGAAUACAAAAAUCCUUCUAGUUCAAACCCUUAUUUUCCCUAUCCUUGAUUACGCGGACUCCUGCUACUUGGACGUUACUGAAGAGCUGUUAUAUAGACUGGAACGGUUGCAGAAUCUCUGCAUCCGUUUCGUAUUUGGGCUAAAAAAGUACGACCAUGUAUCAGCUUUUCGAUCGAAAUUAAAGUGGCUCCCGAUCCGGCUCCGGCGAAAUUCCCAUAUCCUGUCUCUCCUUUACAAAAUCCUUUACAAUCCUAUAUCUCCCUCCUACCUUAUAGAUCGCUUCAAUUUUGCUCGAUCUCUUGACAUCCCGUGCAGGUCCAACGUGAGGACGAAUCUUUCCCUCCCCUCCCAUCGCUCCAAUUUCUUCUCCUAUUCCUUUACUGUUCAUGCAGUUAGAUUAUGGAAUUCCCUUCCCCACACCAUUCGUGACAGCCCUUCCUUCGCUGUCUUUAAAAAGCGACUAAAAGAGCACUACCUCAGCACUCAGCAAUGA
Messenger RNA from Aricia agestis (brown argus), 1176 nucleotides. RefSeq lists its product as uncharacterized. Lineage: Eukaryota; Metazoa; Arthropoda; Insecta; Lepidoptera; Lycaenidae. The transcript has 2 exons. The record is from RefSeq and is a predicted model, not a curated record. The coding region runs from base 262 to 1176 and encodes 304 amino acids.